GGCCUAGGGAGUUAGCCGCAUUCCUGAUCUGAAGCUAUAAUGAGGGAAGAAAGGAGUUUUCAAGUGCAUUCGGCAUUCCUCCCUAGGCCUCUCCAACAGGCCCCACCCUCUCACACACACCACUUAUUAGCUUGCUGAAGAAAAAUAAAUUCCCUAAUCCAGCCUCAGCCGGACUUGACAAAAGAAGCAAGCCGGAUUCUCGUUUGGAGAACUGUCGCUGGGUAGGGGUUCCUCUAGGUAUGGGGCGAACCUUGCUUGGUUCACCGUCAACAGGCCAGAAGGAAGAGGAUGGAAAGGCACAUGGUCCAGGGACGAAUGCACAAGCACUUUGAUUCGGAGCGGAAGACCACCAAGCAGGCUGAAGCCAGACUGGGCCAAAGCCUGCAGAGACUGGAGGCCCUCUGCCUCUCCCACGUGAAGCUGCUGAGCAGGGAGCAGAGGCAGCUCCACAAGGAGCUGCAGAGGCUGCAGCAAGAUAUCAUCAAGAAAAAGCUCUCCUCGUACUUUGCAAAUGGAAGCCAGGAGAGACCCGAGGACGUCCCCCAGCUCUCGGCACUGGAAGGCCAGCAGCACAGGGCUCCGCGGCCCAAUGCAUUUAAAGCACUGGCAACCAAGAUGCCCCAAGAAAAAUGCAAAGCCACGCCCCAGAAGCCUGCUCUCUGCCACACUGGCCCCAAAGACCCCAUGAUGAACAGAGAGCGACCACUAUCUCAACAUGACAGAGGUGUUUGCUUCACUGAAGAGAAGCCACAAGCCCAAGAGAAAGAUCCUGUCACCCCCCCUAAGGGCAGAGACCCUAGCCUAGGUCAAGGUCAAGAGGUGUCCACCAGUCCCACAGGCCAAGGCCCUGGGUCUAGGCCUGCUGAUGACAGUGCAAGAGCACCUGUUGAGGAAGGCAGAUGGCCAGACGCUAACCCAGAAGCAGACCAGGUCCCUGGAAGAGGGAUUCCCUCAGGGCCCAUGGAGGGUGUCUCUUCAGGAAAUGUCACAGAGAUGGCCACAGAGUCAACCUACUUAGAGUUGUUUGCAAAGGUCAAAAAUGCCCACUACCUCCGGCACAGGGUGCCCCCGGAGUCUGAGAGGAUCCUUAGCACUGGGGAGAUAUUUGGACAUGUGCAAAGCACAAAAAGAGUGUGAGGAUAGGCUGGCCACCUAAUGCACUUCCUUUCUAACCAUCUCAUAGAGUCUGGUAAUGGCAUAUAUCAUAAAUCAUUACAGAAAGGUGUUCCUCUAAUAAUGGAAGUAAUAUUUUCAAAAACAAUCAGAAUUACAAGGCAGAAUUUUAAACCUUUAUAGGAAUAUUUUUCUAAAUGAAAAAUUAGGAGAGUGAUGAAUUUGAUGAAAAUAUUUUAAAUGAUGUACCAGUGUUUCUAUAUGAGUGUCUAUUGAUAACGGGCUUUUUUUUUCCCCCUGAAAGGGAAACUGAUGGGUCCUGCUAGCGUAGUUCUUUCUCAGAGUAGUCUUUAGCGCCACCUGCUGGCCAAAUUAAGCAGCUCUUCUGUAUGUUUGAGUUUCACCCACGAUAGUGUAAGUACAGACAUACCUUGGAGAUGGCUCGGUUCGGUGCCAGACCACCGUAAUAAAGGGACUCUCAGUAAAGCAA
Molecule: messenger RNA, 1603 nt
Organism: Echinops telfairi (small Madagascar hedgehog)
Lineage: Eukaryota; Metazoa; Chordata; Mammalia; Afrosoricida; Tenrecidae
Gene: CCDC190
Product: coiled-coil domain containing 190
Exons: 4
Coding region: 289-1137 (282 amino acids)
Source: RefSeq, a predicted model, not a curated record